Messenger RNA from Coregonus sp. 'balchen', 2099 nucleotides. Lineage: Eukaryota; Metazoa; Chordata; Actinopteri; Salmoniformes; Salmonidae. The record is from the annotation of a GenBank genome assembly.
GGCUUCACAGUGGUCUGGCUACCUGCCUCCUGGUUAGCUAGAUAACUAACUAGCUAGUCUUGGGAUGGCUGCAGAAAGAAUCAUAUCAGCAGUUUCAGACUACCCAGAAUUAUAUAACUCAACUUUGACUUCAUAUAGGGACCCGAUAAAAAAAGCUGAUGCAUGGAAGGCUGUGGGUAAACAAUUGGGACUGAAAGGUAUGGUCUGAUUAACACGCUAAGAACAGUAGCAUACAUUUGGGCUAACUAAGUUAACGUGAGUAAUGAGUAACAUUUUUAACGUUACUAGCUAGCUAGAAAACGUGUUCUUCGCUAACGUUAGUUAUUAAGUUUGACAUAUCUGACAAUAUUGUGUAGACUAGCUUGAUAUAUUUUCUAGCGAACAACAUCGUUCACACUGAGUUUGUUGACUUCCAGGUCUAUGCUAGCUAGCUAGCUAGCUACUGUUUUGCCUGGUUAGUUUGUAACGUUAAUUGUUUGCGACCCUUAACUGUUCCUCACUCUUUAUUGUUUUGUUAAUUGCAUUGGAAUAGUUGGCUACGUUGAUUGAUUGAUUAGUAAUGCUGAUUGCCUUGGUCAAUAUACCUUGGAGAGUGAAGUUAGCUAACCACAGGGGCAGUGUGUCACGGUUUGUUUACUAGUUAGCUAACGUUAGCUAGCUAACGAAUUAACUUGCUACCUAAGGUGAACCAGUUGAGUGGGCACUCAUGAUUUGCACCACCAGUGUCCCACCAAGAAAAAUGUUGGUUGCUACACCAGCAGUUUAUUAACGAUGAUUAGGUCAGUGUUAGUAUAAGAAUAUAAUCCAAUGAUUUAACAAUAUUAUGUCAACACUGGAGAUAAACUCUUAGUUAGAGCAGUGCAAGCCAUUUUAUCCACUGACAACGUAAUGCUACGCUAUAGAGACGGGGUCUUUACGUAUCCUAGCUCUGUUUAUGAAUUUAAGUGGUUAGUCCGACAACGUCUACAUUUGUGGGAACACAUUGCUCAUCCAAAUGACCAUGCAUAAAGCACUGGUAUAGCCAUAAGGAAAAGUUCAACAGAACAGACUACUGUCAAACUUGGAUAACCUCUUUUUCUGUUCCAGAGGAAGAUGCCCGAAAGAAAUGGAGAAACCUGAGGGAUGUGUUCACAAGGAAAGUGAAAGCAGAUCGGAUUCGUGGUGCCACGGGGAAAGCCCUAAAAAAAUGGAGAUAUAGUGAGUUAAUGGCAUUUCUGAUCCCAUACAUACAACGAGGUAGAGGCUCUGGCAGCAACAAUAGCACAGAGGAGUUUGAUGAUGGAAAAGAUGAGACAACUAGCACCUCUGACGUCCUGAUUGAUCUAGAUGGAAGUGUGGUUGAUACCAAGAUGUCACCACCUUUGGACAACAACUUGCAUGAGAUGACAUGGAAAGAUUCCUGGCAAACAGCUGGACAAGGAGACAAUGAGGAUGAGAUGUUUUUCAUGAGCCUACUCCCUCACCUCAAGCGGUUACCUUACAGGAAAAAGUGUGCAAUUAAGCUGAAAUUUCAUCAACUUCUCCACGAUGCUGAAUUUGAGGACACUGACUAGCCUAACUGUACAGUACAGUGUAUCUCUUUUGUAUCAAUGAGUUGGGACUUUCUUAGGACAAAACAUUUUGUUGGAAAUACAUUUUAUCAAUUUUCAUUUAGUUACCUUGAGAAAGUGUCCAAGAGUGCUUCUUUGGAACCCCUCCCUCCCAGACAAACCUUCCAAGUUUGAGCCCACUGGUGAUGUCUCAGUGUGGUAGUGAUAGACUGGAGAGGGGCUGUAGUUCUUAACCGAACUAAGCUAGAAACAUUAUUUUUUGUUUUAAAUGUUUGUCGCCUAAUAUUUGUGGAGAGGGCUGCUGUUAACAAAGACCCUUUAUACAUACGAACACAUGAAAAUUGAGCUUGUUUGUAACUUUGAAUUUUAUUUGUAAAAAAUAUUGUAACCAUGUUGGUCAAUAUUUUGUGUCACCUUACCCUCUGGUCACAUUCAUCUUUGAUAAUCAUACAGGCAUAGCCAAGGGAAGAUGUUUGGGGGUGGGGGCAUGCAGAAAGAAAGUAAAAAGGCAGCGCUACAGACCGCUAUAUCGGUCUGCUAAUACAGGAC